AUGUGGGCAGAGGCAGGCGAUCCAGCCCUGGCGGAGCUGAGGAAUCUGGGCAAUGAGCUCCAGUCCAUCCGCCUCCAGGUGGCCCAGCAUGUGGACGGGAACCAGAUCUCCCAGGACUGGAUGCAGGUGGGCUACAUCCUCGACCGGCUGCUGUUUGGCGUCUACUGCAUCUUCAUCACCUUCAGCUUCCUCGUCAUCCUCAGCAUCUGGAUAUAUUUAUGCCAGUGCGAUUUGACCUGUAAAGAGGGUCACAGCGGUCCAACCUACGAGUCGAUGCAGACUGUGUUUAACCGCAUAUCCUUCAGACCGGCAGUCAACCUAAGCAAUCCCACCAUAGCAAACAUCUCCUUCACCCUGUAUGCUGUCCUGGGCGUGAAUGAGAAGACCCAGAUCCUCACUACUUUCCUGUGGUUGAGAUUGUACUGGCACCAUCAGUUCCUGGUUUGGGACUCUGAUGCUUGUGGCGGAGUCACCAGGAUUUCUCUGCCAGUCAAAGAGCUCUGGGUGCCUGACAUCAUCGUGUAUGAGUUUGUGGACGACGACGUGUCACAGCAAUGCCCCUACGUCUACGUCAACCACACAGGCCACAUCCGCUGGGACAGGAUGCUGCGCCUGGUCAGCGCCUGCAACCUGGAAAUCUUCAGCUUCCCCUUCGAUGUGCAGAACUGCUCGUUUACCUUCGGCUCCUACAUGCACACCAUAAAGGAUGUGAGGUUGACUCCAGCCCUGUCCUUCGAGGAGAUGUCGGGGAACUCGAAACAGUACCUGGAGGCUAGUGGGGAGUGGGAGCUGGUCAACAUCUAUGGAGAGGCGUCUGUCCUCAAGUUUGGCAUCGACGAAUGGGACAUCAUCACUUUCUGGGUGGUGAUAAAGCGCAGGCCAGUGCUCUACGUGGUCAACCUGCUCAUCCCCAGUUCCUUCCUCAUGCUCAUCGACAUCCUCUCCUUCUACCUGCCCCCUCACAGCGUGGACCGCGCCUCCUUCAAGAUGACCCUUAUUUUGGGCUACACCGUCUUCCUGCUCAUCAUGAACGACCUGCUGCCCAGCACGGCCAACGGCACCCCCCUCAUAGGAAUUUACUUUUCAGUGUGUCUGGCUCUCAUGGUCAUCAGCCUGUUGGAGACAGUCAUCAUCACUAAUGUGCUCCAUUCCAACUCCAAGAAGUACCGCGAGGUGCCCCACUGGGUCCGUGUGGUCAUCCUGAAGCACAUCGCCCGUAUGAUCUGCUACCAGUGGCCCGAGGAGCUUGUUCAACCCUCAGCCUCCAGAGGAUCCACCCAGGAUGACAAGGCAGACAGACCAAACCCCACAAGCCCUCCCUGGGUCCUUGCACCAGCCAACCCUGUGCACAUCCCUGCCCAGCACACCACAAGCACCAUUGGUCCUGGGGUGGUGUCCUCUGUGCCUGAGCUGCGUCAGAUCUGCCAGGACCUGAGUGACUUGCGUGCCCACUUAACGUCGAUGCAGAAGGAGGGCGUGCUUCAGGAGCAGUGGUGCCACGUAGGCUACGUACUGGACUUCCUGCUCUUCCGUAUCUACCUCCUCCUCAUCUCCUGCUACGCCAUGGUCAUCAUCUGUAUGUGGUGCAUCUGGAUCAACCAAUGAGAGACCAAAAGGGCGCAUUUGUUUUAGCUUGCCCAUUCCAUUGGUCUGAAAGUGAAAUCUCAGAUCACCUCAGGCAGUGGGGCGAGCUAAAACAAAUGCACCCAGAGAGAGAAGAAGGGGGGGUAGAAGAGAGUGAGACCAAUGUACAGUAAGUAGUACCAUAAGUCUCUGAAUUUCUUUUGAAAUGUAGUUUUCAUUUUGUAAAAAAUUGAGUUAAAGGUAAAAAAAAAAGUGUGUUAACUAGGCAAGUCAGUUAAGAACAAAUUAUUAUAUUCAAUGACUGCCCCUUGUUC
Molecule: messenger RNA, 1898 nt
Organism: Oncorhynchus mykiss (rainbow trout)
Lineage: Eukaryota; Metazoa; Chordata; Actinopteri; Salmoniformes; Salmonidae
Product: 5-hydroxytryptamine receptor 3A-like
Biological process (GO): monoatomic ion transmembrane transport
Cellular component (GO): postsynaptic membrane
Molecular function (GO): transmembrane signaling receptor activity; extracellular ligand-gated monoatomic ion channel activity
Source: RefSeq, a predicted model, not a curated record